AUGGACGCUGAUAAUCAACACUUGCAGUGGGUCGCCAAUCCUGGAAUGGAAUUCCAGCUGCUGCCGGGAUCAGCUCAGGUUCAAUCUCAGGUUCAAUCUCGAACUCAGCCGGAGAUUAACCGGCACCACCCUGCCUUUUCCAAUUCUACACGUACUAGCGCUAGCGCAGGUUCAAUUGGUACUGGUAUGGGUCCCCCCCACUUUACUACGCGUAGCUGUGGCUAUCCUUCCAAGCCUCUUCGGCCUCUUCAGCCUCUCCAGCCUCAAAUAUCUCAACAGCUGUAUCCGACAACCCACCCCACCGAGAAACCCGAGGCACAGCUUAAGCUUGGAGAUAGCCUCACCUAUUCGCGUUCUUCUAUUUCUUCUUCCCUAUCUUCCACUCCACCUACCACCCCCAGCUGUUCGCCUCCAACCGCCAACAUUUCGUUCCAACAGCCCCCCCACCACCGUGCGGUCGCCCCGGGCGUCGUCGUCAACGGUAACUCGAGCGCCUUGAACACCCCGCGCCCGGGCCCGACGACAACCCCGGUGACCCCGGUGAAUAUGCCCACCAACGAUCCUGCUCCUUCAGGAGCCCUUCGAUCGCCCCCCGAAGGCAUUUUUCCCAGCUUUGAAGAUCUUAUCGGUUCUAUCCAGCGCGUAGCCAAAGACCAGGGGUUCGGGAUCGUAAAGCUCCGCGCGAGCAACUAUCGCGACCACAAACCUACGCGAUAUGAUUUGGUGUGUGACCGUGGUGGCGUCAAGUACAACAGCACUGCGAAAAAGAGAAACCCCAGCACAAGGAAGGUUGAUUGCCCCUGGAGGGCGAAGGCUGUAUGUGAAGUUCAGUUAGGCAACCAAUGGCGUUUCCAAGUCCAGUGCGACCAGCAUAAUCAUGAACCCCGAGUUCACAGCAGCAAUCCAGGGCAAGAAAACACGCCCACCGCCCAGAGUAUACGGAGCCUAACGAAUAAGAUGGAUCGUAUGAGCCACGAGAUGACCCAGGCUUUCGACCGUAUCGAGCAGCGCCUAGACGGUAUUGAAAAGAGACUCGAUACCAUGGAGUCGCGUAUGGGUGCGGUGGAAGCACGCAUGUCUAGCAUGGAAACUCGAGGAACCGGUAUGGAUGUGCCUAUGGAUAAUAUGGAAAUGGGAGGACCUAUGCUGGAUGGGCCUGUUAUGUAG
Messenger RNA from Daldinia caldariorum, 1167 nucleotides. RefSeq lists its product as uncharacterized. The coding region runs from base 1 to 1167 and encodes 388 amino acids. The record is from RefSeq and is a predicted model, not a curated record. Lineage: Eukaryota; Fungi; Ascomycota; Sordariomycetes; Xylariales; Hypoxylaceae. The transcript is spliced from 2 exons.